AUGACCCUCAAGGCACCCAAGAUCCCGAACAACACCGCCGCCUCUGCCACUGGGGGCGAGAACGGUAUGUUGACGGUCGACAUCCCCACAUCCUCUGCACCACCCACGGCCUCGAUCUCUGCAUCGGAGAACCGCACGAACUACCACAAUACCCUGUCGUCGACCCUCGCGAACCUGGAUCUGAAUUCGGAGCGGAAGUAUGACCUGCGGAACGAGGACCUGCGGGACAUGCAAGAGCUCGGGCAGGGCAACGGGGGCAGUGUGAAGAAAGUGGAGCACGUUCCGACUGGGACCAUUAUGGCCAAGAAGAUUGUCCUCAUCGACGCGAAGCCGUCCGUGCGGAAGCAAAUUCUGCGCGAGCUGCAGAUCAUGCAUGACUGCAAUUCUGGGUACAUUAUCUCCUUCUACGGCGCGUUCAUCUCCGAUCCGAACAUCUGCAUCUGCAUGGAGUUCAUGGACAAAGGCUCGCUGGAUGCGAUUUACAAGAAGAUUGGGGCCAUUGACAUUGACGUGGUGGCAAAGGUCGCGCUUGCCGUGCUGGAGGGCCUCACAUAUUUGUAUGAUGUGCAUCGCAUCAUCCACCGAGACAUCAAGCCAUCAAACAUCCUGUUCAACUCACAAGGGCAGAUCAAGAUUUGCGACUUCGGUGUGUCUGGAGAACUCAUCAACUCGAUUGCGGACACGUUCGUGGGGACGUCAACGUACAUGAGCCCUGAACGUAUCCAAGGCGCACAGUACACCGUCAAGUCCGACGUGUGGUCAUUGGGAAUUUCGCUCAUCGAGCUUGCUCUGGGCCGCUUUCCCUUCUCCGACUCUGACGGCGAUUCGGAUCUCUCUGACUUCGAGGGCACGCUUUCUCCUAGUCGGCCACUGCCGCCUAGGAGGACGCAGGAGGAGAAAGACAAGAAGAAGAAGCGCAAGAGCAAGGGUGUAAGCUUGCAGGGCGGGGGGAUGACGAUGAGCAUCUUGGAGCUGCUGCAGCAUAUCGUGAACGAACCUGCACCGCGGCUGACGCCGGAGGGACGGUUCCCGAAGGAGGCGGAAGACUUCGUCGAAAGUUGUCUGUUCAAGGAGCCUGAUAUAAGGAAGACGCCUAAAGAUCUCCUGAAACAUCCUUGGGUAGAAAAUGCACGAACGUCGACAUUUGACCUCGAGGCAUGGGCGUCGACGUUCUAA
Messenger RNA from Fomitopsis serialis, 1176 nucleotides. Its product is annotated as kinase. Bases 1 to 1176 code for a protein of 391 amino acids. NCBI's taxonomy places the organism in Eukaryota, Fungi, Basidiomycota, Agaricomycetes, Polyporales, Fomitopsidaceae. Gene Ontology annotation, molecular function: ATP binding; protein kinase activity. The transcript has 5 exons. Gene Ontology annotation, biological process: protein phosphorylation. The record is from RefSeq and is a predicted model, not a curated record.